CAAAAGCCAAGCUUUGUUCGUUGUCGUCGUGACUUUGGUGGGGUAAAAACCAAGCGAAAACUUAACUUUACACUGAGCAACGACACAAAACAACACACAGCACACUCAAAAAAAAAAAACCGAAAUAAAAAAAACAAAGAUACCAGCUGUAUGUAAAGGAAAAUCAUUGCGAGCCAAAUUUAAGCACCUAAAAUAAUGUCCAAGUACUGGAAAAUAAAUUCACUUUCGUUGCUACAUUGCCUGGCAGCGUGGCUAACUGUGGCGACGGUAUUGCAACAACCUCCGCAGCAACUACUGCAGCAGCAACCAAGAGAUACUGCAGCAACAUUAGACAACACAAGACUCUUGAAUGCAACUUCGGAUGGUGGCAUGGCUGCCACUUUCAUCGACAACACCAGCAGCAAUAUCAACAGCAACGGCAACAGCAAUCACAUCAACAACCAUGAAGCCUCCUCUUUUGAGCCGCAGCAGCAGCAGCAACAGCAGCAGCAACAGCAACCACCAACAAUGCAAUUUGCACAUAUAACGCCAUUAGAUAAAGAAGUAGUCGAUCGGCUGAUCAAGCAGUGGGCACCCAUCGUUUGGCUGGCGCCCGAGGAAAAAUUUAUGCCACUGGGCGUGGAGGAGUUCCUGCAGUACGUCCAUCCCAUGGAUAAGGACAGCAGCUUCCGACCAGGAGUGCCCUUUAGAGAUUACUCGACCAAGUCGCAUUUGGUCACAAACGGCGAGAUACAGGAUCUAUUGGAAGACGAUAAUUCGUUUCUGUACGGCCGCAAUCCCAAUGAGAAACCGGUGCCCAUCUAUGGUGUGGUCACAAUGUGUCCGUCGAGAAGGGAGCUAUCUGGGCCACCUCCGCAGCCGCAACACACUCCUCUACCAGUUAGCACACGGGGUCCCUACAUUCCCGUCUCCAUCGAUCCCCUCGAAGAACGCAAUGACACCAUUCGGAGAUCCUCAAGACUUUUUCCACUAUUCCAGCGGGUAAAACGACAGGCUCCUGUAGCGAAUCCCAAAUACAAUCCACUCAACGCGUACGAGGAGCUGGUAAUGGAGCCCACCCAAAAGCCACCACCAGAUCAGGAGCUGCAACCAGAUUCAGAGGGAGGUGUGCCGGUGAAUAACUUCAUAGCCAAUCUGGCGGACAAUGUCAAGUUCAGCGGCGGAACGGAUCCCGACGACAAUCUGGAGGACAACAGCAUUGGCAAGGCCCCUGAACAGGAGGCGAAUCAGGGGCAGGGCAAGCUACCGGGCUUUCAUGUCACCUACUGGAUGUUCUAUCCCUACAGCCAGGGCAAGACCAUGUGCACCGUGAGUCUGGGUCCCCUCGGAAGGAUUCCUUUCCCCGCUGUCUAUGGUUAUUGCUUGGGCAAUCGCAAGGAUAUUGGCAGCCAUGUGGGAGAUUGGGAGCACAUGAGUUUGUACUUCAAUGGGGAUGCAGAGCCGCAGGCCAUGUAUGUGUCGGCCCACGAUGCGGGUGCCUACUAUAGUUACAAUCGACUGACGGGCUCCUUUGAGUUCCGCCGCCAGGAGACACGCAAGGGAAUCUUGCAGCGCCCGAACUUUCCCAAAACAGUGACGACAUUUAAGAACCAUCCGGUUCUGUUUGCCGCCAAGGGAUCGCAUGGUCUGUGGACGGCGCCAGGGAAGCAUCGAUUCGUUAAGGUGGCUCGUCUGUACGACAUUAACGGAUUCGGCACGCCCUGGAACACUUGGAAGGCCGUCGAUAUAAGCUACGAGAAUGUGAGAUCCUAUGGCCGCUCUUUGGUGCCCGAUUGGCUCACGUAUCGUGGCAAGUGGGGUAAUCCCAAGAGUAAGUGUCAUCCCUUCCGGCGGAUUGGCCUGAACUUCUGCGAGUUCACGGACGGACCCACUGGAAUACCGCUCAAGGAGCCCCACUUUCAAUGCGGUGCUGACUAUCGCUAAGGACGAAGAGAUCCCUUGCCUAGGCUUAGUCUAUAGUUUAGUAAUGUAUUUAUUGUGAAACCAAAACCCAAAAAGA
Drosophila serrata is the source of this 1999-nucleotide messenger RNA. RefSeq lists its product as uncharacterized. The record is from RefSeq and is a predicted model, not a curated record. NCBI's taxonomy places the organism in Eukaryota, Metazoa, Arthropoda, Insecta, Diptera, Drosophilidae.